UUACACAGUAUGGCCGGCGAUAUUAGCUAGCGCUCGCUUACGGUUUUCUCUGUAAAAGGGAACGCGGUAACAAGAAAAUCAACAUCCGAAUUACAAAAAGGACUUUACCUCAAUAAAAUUUAGCUAAUCGAAGAAGGAUUAUUUAAGCUACAAACGUUGUAAUCGACGUUGACCAUUUUUUGUUGGGUGUCUGUUGUCUCAUGAUGGAGGAUAACGGUGCACAUUUCUUCGAGGGGACCGAGAAGCUGCUGGAGGUGUGGUUCUCGCGGCAGGACGACGCCAAAGGGACGGGGGACCUCCGUACCAUCCCAAGGUUUGAGUGGGACAAACUUCUGGAGAAUGUGCAUUGUUUGAUCAUAAGUGUGACAAAGACUGACAAGCAGGAAGCUUAUAUACUCAGUGAGAGUAGCAUGUUCGUCUCCAAGAGACGUUUCAUUUUGAAGACCUGUGGAACCACCCUCUUACUGCAAGCACUGGUGCCACUGCUGGAACUCGCCAGGGAGUACUGCGGCUUCGACACCAUCGAGAAUUUCUUCUACUCCCGCAAGAACUUUAUGAAGCCAACCCACCAAGAGUUCCCUCAUCGAAACUUCCAGGAGGAAGUCGAGUUUCUCAGCCAGAUUUUCCCAAAUGGUGCAGCUUAUUGCAUGGGGCGUUUGAACUCUGACUGCUGGUAUCUGUUCACCCUGGAUCUGCCAGAGUACUGGGAGAACAAGCAUGCAGAUCAGACGCUGGAAGUUCUGAUGAGUGACCUCGAUCCAGCCAAUAUGGACCAGUUCUUCAUGAAAGAUGGUGUUUCUGCAAAUGAGGUCACUCGUAGGAGUGGAAUUCGUGACCUGAUACCAGGUUCUGUGAUCGACGCCACAAUGUUCAACCCUUGUGGAUACUCAAUGAACGGCAUGAAGACUGAUGGAACUUACUGGACCAUCCACAUCACCCCGGAGCCAGAGUUCUCCUACGUCAGCUUUGAAACCAACCUGUCCCAAACGUCGUACGAUGACCUGAUCAGAAAGGUUGUGGACGUGUUUAAGCCAGGAAAAUUUGUCACUACGCUUUUUGUCAAUCAGAGCUCCAAAUGUCGCAGUGUCUUCUCCUCUCCCACCAAACUGGAGGGCUACAAGCGUCUUGACCGCCAGUUGGCUCAGUUCAACGAUUACAAUUUUGUGUUCACAAGCUACACCAAGAGCCGCCAGCAGAACCAGCAGAGCUGAGGGUCCAAGAUGAAGAGGAGGCGUAAAAAGAAUGUUUGCUCCUUGGGGCUUGGCCCAGGGAGGUGGCCAUCUUCCUCUUGCCCACUCCUCUUCUUCUGCUGUGACUGGGAGCGCCGCUGCGUGGCGGCAGCUCCCACUUUAACCUCCAGGUUGACUUGUGUGAAAUGUUGUAACUGUGACUUACAUCUCCUGCAUGAAGGCUCUUCUCCUUGUCUCAAUAUUCUAGCUCACUCUUGCUGUGAUCUUGAGGUGCAUGUAGAGGAAUUAAACGCGCUCUGUUCAAGGCUGUCCACCUGUGCCCAGUACACCGGUCCCUUCCAGUACACCGGUCCCUUCCUGCAGGUCUCCCCCCUCAUCCCCCACAGACAAGGCUUCCGCCCACACUAGACCAGGGCCCUGACGUGCUCGGAUCAGACGGCCUCUCAAACACCUUGCGCUCUGAUUACAUCCAACUUUAAACCUCCUUGUAGAAGGUUCUCAGCGAGCGUUCUACAGAUGCACUUGUUCUGGUUUAACCACGUUUGCUGGAAUGUGACGAGGCUGCAGUUCUUCACACUGCUUUGCAGCUGAAAACGGCAGAAAAAUGAAAUGUGUUGCCGUUUCACUGAAUUGUACGUUUGUGCAACAAGCGAGUCGUGCGGCAAAGUUGUCAAAAUCACAGAGUCCAUGAUGUCAUCCUUCAUUCUAGGCUGUGCACGUUUCAUCGCCCAUCUCCACCCGCACCAGGUCAACUUCACUUAUCCAGCACUUUUCAAACAUGACGGUUUAACAACAUAAAAAUAAAUUCAUCCACUAUCGUUACCUGUUUGUUCCUUGUCGGGUCACUGGGGUCGCAGGGGUCACUGGGGUCACUGGGGCCCCAUUCAGCCGUGACUGUGAGAGGCAGGACACCUGCACAGGUCCAUGUCAGCACCGUGUGGAGUGUACCAGUGGUGAACUGACUGUUUCAAAUGAAAUCAGGAUGGGGAAAACAAUUAAAGGUUAAAUCUAUAAAGCACCAAAACCCAAGCGUGCACAGAACAAAUGCAGAUUAAAGUGUGUGCACGUAGUGAAGUAAACGGUGAGAAUGCAUGGAAACUAAACUGCAGGCUGCUCCUCUUCCACGUUUCAUUAAUUUCACCUGUUAAUGGUCACAAAGCUCGUGCACGUGUCUAAAUGUGUCUACAGUGCUCCGUAGAGCAGGGUGGGACCCCUGCAACAAAACCAGGUGCGUUCAAGACGCCCGCCCGUUGCACUUGUAGUUUGAGAACAAAACAAUUUGUGGCACAGAUUUCUUUGAACACGUUAAAAUUUCAGGAGACCGAUUCCAGAAGUGACGCAGGGACUCUGCUGAUCCACGUG
Nematolebias whitei (Rio pearlfish) is the source of this 2552-nucleotide messenger RNA. RefSeq names its product adenosylmethionine decarboxylase 1 (gene amd1). Gene Ontology annotation, cellular component: cytosol. The transcript has 9 exons. The coding region runs from base 201 to 1211 and encodes 336 amino acids. Gene Ontology annotation, molecular function: adenosylmethionine decarboxylase activity. The record is from RefSeq and is a predicted model, not a curated record. Gene Ontology annotation, biological process: spermine biosynthetic process; spermidine biosynthetic process. Lineage: Eukaryota; Metazoa; Chordata; Actinopteri; Cyprinodontiformes; Rivulidae.